Dacryopinax primogenitus is the source of this 1613-nucleotide messenger RNA. Its product is annotated as serine carboxypeptidase. Bases 59 to 1531 code for a protein of 490 amino acids. The transcript is spliced from 6 exons. NCBI's taxonomy places the organism in Eukaryota, Fungi, Basidiomycota, Dacrymycetes, Dacrymycetales, Dacrymycetaceae. Gene Ontology annotation, molecular function: serine-type carboxypeptidase activity. The record is from RefSeq and is a predicted model, not a curated record. Gene Ontology annotation, cellular component: fungal-type vacuole. Gene Ontology annotation, biological process: proteolysis.
CGCACAACGUCCAAGCGCGACGGGCCAGUUUCGCUGUCACCUCUGAACAACCACGACCAUGCACUGGUUCACUUUGACCUCGCUGACGGCUCUGUUGCCUCUUGUCGGUGCAGCUGUCACUUUCCCUGCAUCGCACCAAGCUGUGUUUGAGAAGGAGCGUCGGCUGUCUGAACUGUCAGCUCUCGACUUUGUCACGCUGUCACAUCCUAGCUACCCCGCCCACUCAGUGAGGAUUAAGCGUACUGAAGGUUUCUGUGAUACUACUGUGAACACCUACACAGGUUAUAUCGAUGUGGACUACGGCGCAAAGCACCUGUGGUUCUACUUCUUCGAGAGCCGACACAAUCCAGAUAAGGAUGAUGUGAUUAUGUGGAUCAAUGGUGGCCCUGGAUGCUCAUCGGCGACGGGGUUGUUUAUGGAGCUCGGACCUUGUCUUAUCAACCCCGAAGGCACGGGCGAGAAUCGGACGAAAUACAACCCCUACGGAUGGAAUGAAGUCGCAAACAUAUUCUUCUUGGAUCAACCAGUCGGUGUUGGUUAUUCUUAUGCGGACUUCGGUGAGACUGUCUCCACCUCCGAAGAUGCGGCGAAGAACGUCCAGGCCUUCAUUGUCAUCUUCUUCGAGACCUUCAAGCAAUUCCAGGGGAGGGCAUUCCACAUGGCUGGCGAAUCUUAUGGUGGUCGCUACCUCCCUAUCUUUGCCAGUGAAGUCUACGAUGCCAACCUUCGGGCUGAAUCAGAAGGUUUUACGCCAGUCAACCUGCAGUCGGUCAUGAUUGGCAAUGGCGUCACGGACGGGCCAACCCUGCUGACCUCGUUCUAUGAUAUCCAAUGCACCACCGCUUCUCUCAAGCCGUUCCAACCAAUUGGACUCUGCACCCAAAUGCGCCAGGCGGUGGACAAGUGCGAUGAGUGGAUGAUGCAAGACUGCUUCCACAGGCAGGACGCUAUCAGCUGCCAGGCCGCCAUGACGUAUUGCCGAUCUGCGCUGCAUGCCCCCAUCAUCGAAGCUGGCCGCAAUCCUUACGACGUAAGCAAGAUGUGCGAGGGCGGUAUUGGCGACAGCUUGUGUUACCCUGUGACGAAGAAAAUUGCAGCCUACUUGAGUGAUCCCAUCACCAAAUCUUUGAUUGGUUCUACGGAAUUCUCCGGAAACUUCUCGAGCUGCUCCCCCGAAGUUAUGAAGGGGUUCGUGGGACACUUUGACUCCUUGCAUCUGAUCCGAUACUACGUUGUCGGUCUUCUCGAAAGGGGAAUAAAUAUGUUAUUCUAUGCAGGAACAUACGACGCCCAGUGCAACUGGGUCGCAAAUAAGCGCUACACGUCUUUACUGGAUUGGCAUGGGAAGGAACAAUUCAACGCUCUGCCUUCGCGGGGAUGGAAUGUCGAUGGCAAGGAGGCGGGCGUCGCACGCUCUUACAAAGAGCUGACAUUUGCCACCAUAUACGGCGCCGGCCACAUGGUACCAACGGACAAGCCCGCCGAGGCGCUGGAGAUGGUCAAGAGAUGGUUGAAAGAUAGGAAGCUGUAAUAUGUCCUGCCAGGGGCCGCCGCGCCCUAAAUCUCAGUGUAGAUGAGUUCUCUCGUAUCAUGGAUAUACAGACACAGGCACC